AUGUCUCGACAAUCCAAGGGCAACAAGUUCGGUGGAGACUCUAUUCUAGAGUUGCACAAGGGCCUUACUCAAAAGUACGGUCUUUUCAAAGACAGAAUCGAGGCAAAUUGGAGAUCUUUUAGCGAGGCCAAACGCAUCAAUAUCGUCACAAGUCGGGCGCCCAUUGCUAAGGGUAAAGGAAGUGCACUCUUUCCGGAGGCGAAUGUAAAACAACUCGCCAAGUCAGGGCCAGAGCAUUUCCUUGGCUUGUUGAAGCAUCGAGCAACCACAAAGCUUUGCGACCAGUACCUCGGAGCCAAAGGUGAUAUGCGGUUUGUCGGUGAUGGGAUCCUCGAAGACAGGCUGUUUUGCGAUGAGAGUCUCCAUCACUCUCCCGUCUUCAUACUAUUCUCCGACGACGUGUAUGGCCGUGAGAUCAAUACCCAACAAACAUUACCACCAAGAGUACAAGAAAGAGUAGACUUCGAAAAGCAAACUGGAGCAUGCAUCGAAAAGAAGGUGGGUGUCUUGGUUCUGGAAAGACAAUAUGGCAUCUUACAAAUUCUCAACUUGAUGGUCGAUGCGAUCUUGGACACCAAUUCGACACAGGAGGUGGCCACAGAACGAGCCAAGCGAUCAGAGGAUGUUGCCAGCACAGCAUUAUCAAAGCUCUCCAUCUACAAUAAGCCAAUCAAAGCCACCUUGAAGGAUAUGCUGGAACGAGCUGUUGAGCAGAAGGGAAACAUGGAAGAUCAUCUGGACCUUUGCCGUUCCGAGCCAACGAUAUUUCAGUACAUGGCUCAGAUAUGGUUCACGAGCAGACCAGAACUUGUGAAGGACAAUAAGGGUGCAAUUGCAAAACUUGGCGACAAGUACAUUAGUCCUUCCAUUAUGAACAUGAUGAACAAUGCUCUCUUGGGUACAGCAACUUGGUCGUACAUGUGUGUACUACUACAACUUCUCAUCGAUGCAGGUGACGACAAGAUCAAGCGACCAAUUGUCCUUCAAGAGCUGUCCAAUGUAACGAACAUGGAAUAUCUUCGAGUCCAGAAGAUUUUCAAGCGUCAUGUACAAAUGGGAUGUGGCGCCAAGGACUUCAGGCGUGUCCCUGGUGUAUACGACAACGGAUUCGCACGUACGAACAUGAAAACCGAUCCUAAGGAUCUCACUGCGAGCGAUCCCCAACUGCACUACAUUCUCCGCCUCUGUCAACCCGAAACUAGUGCAAAUAAAGCUAUCCUUUGGGUCAAGAAUAUGGAUGGCCUAUACUCGGCGCAUCCCGAAGACAUGGGUAGGAUGCUAGAGAGAGAGUGGGAAGCUUACGGCGAGCUAGUUGUAAUGAUCGGUUUCCUUGAUGCUCUGUCGACAUGUGUUACCGUUCCAGCAGCCAACUCUACCAAAGGCGCGAAUUUUGUCAACAAGGUCAGAGAAUUAACACAAGAGCUGGAUGAAGUCAAGAACAGCCCUGAUUUUGAUCUGACCGAAAAUGCGGUUCCUCUUAGCAUGCUUGCCGAAGAUGAUAGAUCUGAGCAAGUGUUGGCUAAAUUGGAUGAGAAAGUUGUCGAAAAGGCAGGUACAAAGCUGGGAUUUCUGUGGGAUGAUCUUGUGGAGGAUAGUUCAGCAACAUUCAAGAGCUACUGUCAGCAACAGAAGCAAAAGGCAAACCAAGGCACGAAUUCCAAGGAACAAGCACCACCACCAUCUACCCAGAAGCUUGAUCUAAAAGACUUGGUCGAAGCUCGACAAGAAAAGGAGAAAACUCGCCCUGGCCACUCCUCUUUCUACAUCAUUCCUCAACCCGUCGUUGCCCCCGAAGUCGUCGAAGUAUUUCCAGCCAUCAAGAUCAAGGUAGCUACGUUUGCUGUCUUCCAAACCAUCUUUUCCACUGGCCAAGCUCAAGGCACAGGCACAGUGGCAUGGGUAGCGUUCGAAGCAGCAAUGAUUGAUCUGGGAUUUUCUGUAGAAGCCACCGGUGGAUCGAUAUAUCUGUUCGUUCCUGCUCCAGAGACGGCAGACUUGGGAAUUCCGCAACGACCUUGCACCCUUCAUCGUCCUCAUAGCUCGAAGCUUGAGGGAAAUCAGUUGUUGUACUAUAGGAGACGACUGAUGAGAGCCUAUGGUUGGAACGUGGGAACUUUUGAGCUUUUGUAA
Messenger RNA from Mollisia scopiformis, 2130 nucleotides. RefSeq lists its product as uncharacterized. The transcript has a single exon. Lineage: Eukaryota; Fungi; Ascomycota; Leotiomycetes; Helotiales; Mollisiaceae. The coding region runs from base 1 to 2130 and encodes 709 amino acids. The record is from RefSeq and is a predicted model, not a curated record.